AUGUUCAAAUUAGGAAAGGAUCAAUCUGUCAAAAUUAAAGAAUCUCUUUUGAGAAUAUUAAAAACUAAAAGGCAAACUAUUCUAUUUAGAAUAUAAAAUCUUACCAUCAAAUCACGAAUUGAAAAAUAGUAAAAGUAAAACUUAAAAUAAUAUUGCUUCAAAAUUCAAAAUCUAAUUCAGUUCAAAAAAACAGUGACAAUUGACUUUAUCAACAGAUGA
Molecule: messenger RNA, 219 nt
Organism: Paramecium octaurelia
Lineage: Eukaryota; Ciliophora; Oligohymenophorea; Peniculida; Parameciidae
Source: the annotation of a GenBank genome assembly